AUGAACGUUUUUGACGACUGGCAGAAACAUACGUUGGCACCGCUGCUUCACGAGUAUGGAGAGGACGACAUAUACAACUUGGAUGAAGCAGCCUUAUUUGACAAGAUGCUUCCCACAAAAAUAUUUGCUGCCAAGGACACCACCGUCUCGAGGAGAAAGCAGCCUAAGGAAAGGAUAUCCAUUUUGUUUGGCGUGAAAAUCUCCAGAAGUGACAAGCUUCCAUUGCUCGUCAUCGGCCAAGCGGGUAAGCCUAGGUGCUUUAAGAACACGCAUCUUCGUCCGAGGGAUGUCGUCAUGUACAGACAUAACAAGAAGGCCUGGAUGGCGGCGGUGAUGUUUGAGGAGUACGUGCGGUAUCUCGACCGGAAGUUUACUGCCAAAGGGCGGGAAGUGCUCUUUGUUACCGACAACUGCCCAGCCCACGAUGACACCAGGAACCUGGAAGUCAUCAAGAUUGUCUUCCUCUCUGCAAAUACAACGGCCAUAUUGCAGCCGAUUAUUCUGCAAACGAGGAAGAUUUACCAUCACCACCUGCUGAAGCGGGUUCUGCACUGCUACGACUGUGGAAAAGAAUACAUCGAUCUCCUCAGUGCGAUCUGUUUAAUUGCCUUUGCCGGAAAGAGGAGCCAAAGGUCAUCAGGCGCUGCUUUGAACAUGCCGGGUUUCGAAAACAAGGUGGCGAGGAUCAAAAUGACACUUGCAGCUCCUCUUGCCUAG
Messenger RNA from Rhipicephalus sanguineus (brown dog tick), 717 nucleotides. Its product is annotated as tigger transposable element-derived protein 4-like. NCBI's taxonomy places the organism in Eukaryota, Metazoa, Arthropoda, Arachnida, Ixodida, Ixodidae. The coding region runs from base 1 to 717 and encodes 238 amino acids. Gene Ontology annotation, cellular component: nucleus. The transcript has a single exon. The record is from RefSeq and is a predicted model, not a curated record. Gene Ontology annotation, molecular function: DNA binding.